GGUCGGCGGGGAGGCGGCACCACCUUUCACCCGCGGCGCGGACCCGGCUCUCGCCAGCCGCCGGGGUCGGGCCGCCCGGGCAGGGAUGGCAGCGGCAGCCGAGCCCCGGGCCCGUGCCUGGCUCGGCGGUAGCUCGCCGCGCCCGGGCAGCCCGGCCUCCAGCCCCGAGCUAGGCGGCAGAGGCCGUGCGCUCCCGGGACCAGGGCCGGGGCCGGGGUCGGGGUCUGGCCCGGAGCGGGCGGGCGCCAGGACCCCAGGCCCCGCCGCGUCUGGCCACAGCUUCCGGAAGGUGACGCUCACUAAGCCUACCUUCUGCCACCUCUGCUCCGACUUCAUCUGGGGGUUGGCCGGCUUCCUCUGCGACGUCUGCAACUUCAUGUCCCACGAGAAGUGCCUGAAGCACGUGAAGACACCCUGUACGGGUGUGGCGCCCAGCCUGGUCCGAGUCCCUGUGGCCCACUGCUUCGGCCCGCGGGGCUUCUACAAGCGCAAGUUCUGCGCCGUGUGCCGCAAGGCCCUGGAGGCCCCCGCGCUCCGCUGUGAAGUGUGUGAGCUGCACGUUCACCCCGACUGUGUGCCCUUCGCCUGCAGCGACUGCCGCCAGUGCCACUGGGAUGGGCACCGGGACCACGACACGCACCACCACCACUGGCGGGAGGGGAACCUGCCCUCUGGUGCGCGCUGUGAGGUUUGCAGGAAGACAUGCGGCUCCUCGGAUGUGCUGGCGGGCCUGCGCUGCGAGUGGUGCGGCGUGCAGGCCCACUCAGUCUGCUCCGAGGCGCUUGCCCCGGAGUGCACGUUGGGGCGCUUGCGCACCAUGGUCCUCCCGCCGGCGUGCGUGCGCCUGCUGUCCCGAAACUUCAGUAAGAUGCACUGUUUCCGCAUCUCUGAGAGCACGGCCCCAGAGCAAGGUGAGGGGGACGAUGGUGCGGACGGAAGCGCCCCCGCUGGGCUGGGCAGAGAGGUGCUGGCCCCGGAGUCCAGCAAACAGACCCUGAAGAUCUUUGAUGGCAACGAUGCUCUGCAGAGAAACCACUUUCGUGUUAUCUCUGUCCCCCGCCAGGCCAGGAGUCAGGAGAUGCUGGAGGCAGCACUUCGGGCUUACUAUGUCAUGGAGGACCCUUGCGACUUCGAGCUGCAGGCCCUCCCCCCAUCUGUCCCCACCGUGGACAUGGGGACCCGGGGCAGGACCCGGGCUGGAGGGAGUGCAGAGGAGGAGGGCAGCAGAGGCCCGGGAUCCCGAGAGGCCGCCCCCGAGGCCUGGAUCCUCCGUGCUCUGCCCCACACACAGGAAGACCUAAAGAUCUACCCUGCCUGGCUCAAGGUGGGUGUGGCCUACGUGUCCAUCCGUGUGACCCCACGGAGCACAGCCCGGACCGUGGUGCUGGAGGCUCUCCUGCUGCUCGGCCGUCAGGCUGAGGGUCCUGAGAGCUUCCAGCUGGAGGAGGUGCUCAUGGGCAGCAGGCAAGUCCAGCGGACGGUGCUGGAGGAUGAGGAGCCCUUGCUCGCCCGGCUUCAUGACAUCCGGCAGACGUCCCUGCGACAGAUGACCCAGACGCGGUUCUAUGUGGCUGAGAGCAGAGCUGUGGCCCCCCGUGUCUCCCUGUAUGUUGCUGGCCUGCCUUUCGGGCUGUCUGCCCAGGAGUAUGGCAGCCUGCUGGAUGAGGCUGUGGCCACCAAAGCUGGCCUGGUGUCCGUAAGCCACGUCUACUCCUCCCAAGGUGCCGUGGUGCUGGACGUGGCCUGCUUCGCGGAGGCCGAGCGGCUCUACAUGCUGGUCAGGGACACAGCUGUGCACGGCCGGCCGCUCACCGCCCUGGUGCUCCCAGACGUGCUGCACACGAAGCUGCCCCCAGACUCCUGCCCCCUCCUUGUGUUUGUGAACCCCAAGAGUGGAGGCCUCAAGGGCCGUGACCUGCUCUGUAGUUUCCGGAAGCUGCUGAACCCUCACCAGGUCUUUGAACUGACCAACGGGGGGCCUCUUCCUGGGUUCCACGUGUUCUCUCAGGUGCCCUGCUUCCGGGUGCUGGUGUGUGGUGGGGACGGCACUGUGGGCUGGGUGCUCGCCGCCCUGGAGGAGAUGCGGCACCGUCUGGCGUGCCCGGAGCCUUCCGUGGCCAUCCUGCCGCUGGGCACAGGGAAUGACCUCGGCCGGGUCCUCCGCUGGGGGGCGGGCUAUAGUGGGGAGGACCCAUUCUCCGUGCUGGUGUCAGUGGAUGAGGCUGACGCCGUGCUCAUGGACCGCUGGACCAUUCUGCUGGACGCUCACGAGGCUGGCGCUGCAGAGGACAGCGUGGCAGACGUUGAGCCCCCCAAGAUUGUGCAGAUGAGUAACUACUGCGGGAUAGGCAUUGAUGCAGAGCUGAGCCUGGACUUCCACCAGGCACGGGAGGAGGAGCCUGGCAAGUUCACAAGCAGGUUCCACAAUAAAGGCGUGUAUGUUCGGGUUGGGCUACAGAAGAUCAGCCACUCCCGUGGCUUACACAAGGAGAUCCGGCUGCAGGUGGAGCAGCAGGAAGUGGAGUUGCCAAGCAUUGAGGGUCUCAUCUUCAUCAACAUCCCCAGCUGGGGCUCGGGGGCCGAUCUGUGGGGCUCCGACAGUGACUCAAGGUUCGAGAAGCCACGCAUGGAUGACGGGCUGCUAGAGGUGGUGGGGGUGACGGGCGUCAUGCAUAUGGGCCAGGUCCAGGGCGGGUUGCGCUCCGGCAUCCGCAUCGCCCAGGGCUCCUACUUCCGCGUCACCCUUCUCAAGGCCACGCCCGUGCAGGUGGAUGGUGAGCCCUGGGUCCAGGCUCCUGGGCACAUGAUCAUCUCAGCUGCGGGCCCCAAGGUCCACAUGCUCAGGAAAACCAAGCAGAAGCCCAGGAAGGCGGGAACCCCCAAGGAUGCCCGAGCAGACGGGGUGCCCAUCCCUGAAGGGGACUCCAAAUAGCGGGACCCUGCAGCAGCUUGCUUGUACAGCAGCAGCGGGCGCCAGCCAGUGGUGGAUGGACUUGCCUAUGGCUUUGACUGGGGGCAUUUCCUCCUCACCCCUAUGCACCUGGAAGCUGCAUGGGGUAGCAGCUGUUUCCCCCCGGCCUCCGAUCCAGUGACAGGCUGGGUGUGGGGCUUUGGCUGGCCAGUUGUCCCGCCCCCUGGGAUCCAGGCCACCAUCCUGGGCGGAAGGCAUUUCUCAUGUUGCGUCCCCCCACCGUCUGUGAGCCCACCGAGCUGAGCAGCACCGAAUCUUGGGCCAUCCCCCCGGAUGUUCCUAACAGAGUGGGCCCAGUACAGACCCCGAAUGCCCCAACCACCAGGGCCUGCGGCCUACCUUCCCACUGAGGGCUGGGUGGAGACACCUGUCACUUGUCUUGGAGAAGCUGCCUUCUUUCCCGGCCCUGCCACUGUGGAGGAGCUGCUUGGGCUGCAUGUGGGGGGGCGGAGGGCCCUGAGGCCAGGUGGGCUUGGCUGACAUCCUGGAGAUGCAGCAGGAGGGAAGCUGGGCCCUCAGGGGCUGGGGCAGAGUAUGCAGAAGGGACCAAAAGCAAACCCA
Messenger RNA from Lontra canadensis (Northern American river otter), 3532 nucleotides. RefSeq names its product diacylglycerol kinase theta (gene DGKQ). The record is from RefSeq and is a predicted model, not a curated record. The transcript is spliced from 23 exons. Gene Ontology annotation, molecular function: ATP-dependent diacylglycerol kinase activity. Bases 86 to 2932 code for a protein of 948 amino acids. Lineage: Eukaryota; Metazoa; Chordata; Mammalia; Carnivora; Mustelidae. Gene Ontology annotation, biological process: diacylglycerol metabolic process; intracellular signal transduction; lipid phosphorylation.